Ilex paraguariensis (yerba mate) is the source of this 1551-nucleotide messenger RNA. Lineage: Eukaryota; Viridiplantae; Streptophyta; Magnoliopsida; Aquifoliales; Aquifoliaceae. The record is from the annotation of a GenBank genome assembly.
CUCUCUCUCCGCCCUCAAAACCAUUUUUUUUAUUCAUUUGUUUGAGAAGAACAACACCAGUUUCAACCAUCAAAAACGUGUUUGCUUCUUCAACGUCAAAACCCUCCAAAUCAUUCACCGGAAAAACACCUUCAAAGAGCAUGUUCUUCACGUCUGUUUGGUGCAAGAAAUACCAAACUUUAGAGGUCAAAUGAAACUCUAUUGUAUUGUUUCUUUUUAAGUAUGUGCAGUAACUUCCUUAAGAGAAUGGAAAGUCAUCAAGGUGAUUUAGCUGACAUAGUUAGAGCAAUCGGUGGACCGAUAAGCGGCGGUAUCGGCAACACCUCCGGCGAGCUACCGGCUGUCAACGAUUGGCAGUUUCCUUCCGAUCCCAUGAACUAUCCUUCAGGGAUCGAAGUACUCUCCGAUGAAUUUGGCGAUCCGUUUUACAGCAUGAGAGAUCCACUUCGUCACGAGCUCUAUAUGCCCAGUUCAGGCUUUUUCAAUAGCUCAAAUUCAAUCAGUUCAACAAACAUAAUGAAGGCUACUAGUGUUGAAGACACGGGUGGCUUUGGUGGUGGUGGUGCAAUUAUUGCUCAGAAGACUCCUGAUCAGGAGAUGAAAAGACCUUGCAAUAUUUUCUCAAGGAUGCUUCAGAUAUCUCCGAACGUUAAGUUUCCACUAUCUCCUCGUGAUUCUCCAGUGGCGGUCGCAUCACCGAGGGAAGUUAAGCCUCCUAGCUUAGUUUCUAAUGAUAUGACAAGUCCAAGCAGCUCUAAAGGUUCCUUAUUAGAAAACUCGGGGGUUCAGAUCUCAACUCCGAGAAAUACGGGCAUUAAGCGAAGGAAGAGCCAGGCAAAGAAGGUAGUUUGUAUACCAGCACCAGCACCUGCAAACAGUAGGCCUAGUAGUGGAGAAGUAGUUCCAUCUGAUCUCUGGGCUUGGAGAAAGUACGGUCAGAAGCCUAUUAAAGGUUCUCCUUAUCCUAGGGGCUAUUACAGAUGCAGUAGCUCUAAGGGCUGUUCAGCAAGGAAACAAGUGGAACGUAGCAGAACAGACCCCAACAUGUUGGUCAUCACAUACACUUCUGAGCAUAACCACCCAUGGCCUACCCAGAGAAAUGCUCUUGCAGGCUCUACUAGAUCUCAACCAUCCAAGAACACCUCAUCUUCCAAGAAUUCACCAGCCUCUCAGGCUCAAAAAACAACAAUGUUAAAGGAAGAACAUAAGGAGAUCAAUAAUGAUAAUGUGUCCAUCGCCACUGGGAGUUCAAUAACAAGCACAGUCGUGAAAGAGGAAAUGGAAGAGCUUGAUGAGAAAAUAGAAAUGGAAGAUGGUGAAUUCAGUGAAGGAUUUCCUCAGAGCUACAGGCCAGAAUUGCCAGACUCCAAUCAUUCUGAGGAUUUCUUUGCAGAUUUAGGAGAAAUAGAGGCUGACCCUCUAAAUCUCUUGUUCACUCAAGGUUUAUCAGGAGAUGAGAGAGUAGACAAGGCCCUUGAUCCAUUUAGUUUCUGUGAUUGGACAGCAAAUAACAGUACCAGAAACCACUACACAUCCUUUGGAGAAGGCUAA